Acipenser ruthenus (sterlet) is the source of this 2946-nucleotide messenger RNA. Its product is annotated as E3 ubiquitin-protein ligase znrf1-like. Bases 575 to 1219 code for a protein of 214 amino acids. The record is from RefSeq and is a predicted model, not a curated record. Lineage: Eukaryota; Metazoa; Chordata; Actinopteri; Acipenseriformes; Acipenseridae. The transcript has 5 exons.
UGCACAGGCGCAAAAAGCGAAUCUAUUGUCUUCCGCACGCAAUGUAGGGAGAAGCUGAGACUGAGCGAUUAUGAUAGCAACGGGGAGCGGCACACACUGACCCGAAUCCAGCCGAGUCUGGGGGGGUGGGGGGCUUAGGGGUUGAAAAUAAACCUGACACCGACAUAGGCGGCAAGGCACAGACAGCAACAGCUAAGGCAUGCUAACUGGGCAACUGUGCUUAGGACUAGGAGGAAAACACUGCAGCAGGUCUGGGCGGGCGUUUGUUUUUAUAUGUUUAUCAGCUGAAAAGAACGGUUCGGUGGAAACGUGUGGCUUUUUUAGCCCACAGAAAUUAAUAACUUUAUUCUCUCGUGUUUUGACUAUGUGCUGUUGCAUUGGAUAGUGAUGCUGGUUCUGUCAGAUCUGACAUAGCUUUUGUGAUUUCCACCAGUGGGUCCGGAAUCUACUCAGCAGAUCUUGGCUUAUUUAGACUACGUCGGAGACUGGCAGACAUAGAUAGCUAAUAACAUAGUGUACUGUGCCUGAAAGAGGACCGCUGUGUUAGAUAUCGCCCACUUUUCGGGCGUUUUGAAUGGGGGGUAAACAAAGCACGGCGGGGCGGUCCCGGGGAGGUUUUCCGGGCGUCUCCACGGACGAUAGCGCGGUUACCCCAGCGGCCCACUUCGGGCACUACCGGACGGGCGGCGCUAUGGGGCUGCGCAGCCGCUCGGUCAGUUCGGUUGCUGGGAUGGGAAUCGACCCCGGUGUUGCAGUGCCGUUCGGUUUUUACGCCACUCGCGCGACUGGUGAGUCAGACAGGACCGGCGGAGGCUCCGGGUCGGACUCCCGUGGUAACGGCUACCACGAGACGAGCAGCGGUCAUCACACAGAUGGGGUGCUAUAUCUUGGAUCCCGGGGGUCGCUAGCGGACGCGUUACCACUCCACAUCGCACCUAGAUGGUUCAGUGCGCACAGCGGUUUUAAGUGCCCCAUUUGCUCUAAGUCCGUAGCAUCCAAUGAGAUGGAAGUUCACUUUAUAAUGUGUCUCAGCAAGCCCCGCCUGUCUUACAAUGAUGACGUGCUGAGUAAGGAUGCUGGUGAGUGUGUGAUCUGCUUGGAUGAUCUGCAGCAGGGGGACACAAUAGCCAGACUCCCCUGCCUCUGCAUUUACCAUAAAAGCUGUAUAGACUCCUGGUUUGAAAUAAACAGGUCUUGCCCAGAACACCCCUCUGACUGACCCAGGCUGGAUAUCCCUUCAUUACUAUUACAGGUCACUUUAUGGACUUGACCUAAACUUGCAUACCUGGAGAUCUGGACACAGAGACAACCAAAAAAACAAUACAUACAAAUAAAUAAAAACAAACCUCGAAACCUUUAACCCCGCCCCCCCAUAUCCCUUCUGUGUUCUGCAAAAGAAGUCUGAAAUCAUCUUGCCCCAUUUGAUCCCUAAUCCCUGAGCUUAUAGCUGAAGACACAAGAUUCUUCACAAAACAUUUUUAGAAAAUGAUGUCCUACAGCAAACGAGAAGAGUUGGGGAUUUCAUUGAUCAUGGUUAAGGCCGUAUUUUUUUCACGGUUAUCACAGACUUCAUGAUUUCUGUGAAAUGUACUCGUUGCCGUUAGGUCCACGUGAAAAAAAAUUCCCAUUUCUGAAAGAAUUGUGAAAAUAUAUAUAUUUUUUGUCACUUAAAAAAAAAGCAAAUGUUUGCCUUAUUUACGCACGGCUAGUUACACUGCAUUUAGGAACCUGGCAAAUGGUUUAGUUUACUUAUGGUAAAUGAUUGAACACACUGCACAGAGUUGCACAAUUUCUUUAUGUCAUCAAUGAAAAAGACACCAGCUCUGUCCAGUACAAGAAGAGGACAUUUCAAGUGUCUGUUGUUAUUUUAACUUUUAUUUAUGCUUUUAUUUUGUUUGAUAAUCCACUGAUUGUGAAAAUAGAAUGUCUUUAAAAUGUGGACAUAAACAAAAUAUUCUACAAAUAUCUUGAAAUACCUAUGAAAUGCUGUGAAAUAAGCAGUUUUCUUUACCGUGAAAAAAAAAUACAGCCCAGAUCAUGGUAGCUCUAAAACUUGACUUGAAAAAAUCUCUCUCUCAUUAACGAAAGGGCUUGGACAGAUGAUUUGGGAGGGGGGGAAGAGGAGUGGUGCUGGUUACAGAGUUGUAUGUCUGGAGGCUUAGUUAAAAACGCAAUUGAAUCAGAAGAUGAGUCACAUUUGAAUUCCUGGGUCUCUUCUGAGGCAUCUGAACUGAAGAAAAUUGACGAUGUGAGGUUCUUUUUUGGCAGUGCAGUUUGUUGGUCUGUCCUUGAAAUGUUUACAAAUUUAAUCUUUUGUGUGUGUGUGUUAUUAUUUUGCUGAUGUUUACAAUUUAUUAAGAAAAAUGGAUGAGCACUCUUAUUUCUACCUAGUUACACUUUGUGAGUGAAAGUUGCCAAAUAAGGCUACCUGUAUAAACUGUGUGUUUGUUGGUGAGCGAGAGUGGGUGGGUGGGUGUGAGUGAAUGUUUUUGGGGUGGGGUGGGCACCUUUUGGGGAGCUUAGCACUAUAUGUUGACUGAAUGCAAUCAAGUUACGGCACAUGGAGUGUUUCUUUUUCAAAGCACUUGAGGGAAGUGUUUAUUGUCCAAUGAAAGCUGUGGAAUGGUCCCAAGAUCAGAAUUGAAACCACAGGCAGUGUUGUAUAUGUUUGGGAAUUGAGAGAUUAAGCUAGAUUCAAUGUAUUCCCUAUAUAUCCAGAAAAGCCUUUUUAAACCACUCUGUGUACUGGGAACCACUUAAAUAUUUACUCUAGAGGCUGUGGGAUUUCUUUUUAUAUCAUUUAAAUUGAUGCCUGUUUUAGGAGGUAGAUCAUGUUUAAUGAUUUUGAUGUUUGAACUGUUGGCUGGAAAAGUUUGUGCAUUUAUAGUAAAAAAAUAAAUAAAUAAAAUAAAAUAAAAAAUAUAUAUAUACAUACUAAGAAAAAAA